Pistacia vera is the source of this 866-nucleotide messenger RNA. RefSeq names its product putative ripening-related protein 1. The transcript has 2 exons. NCBI's taxonomy places the organism in Eukaryota, Viridiplantae, Streptophyta, Magnoliopsida, Sapindales, Anacardiaceae. The record is from RefSeq and is a predicted model, not a curated record. The coding region runs from base 250 to 714 and encodes 154 amino acids.
CGUUUACCUCUACUUUGUCUCUAGCUUUUAAUCGUUCCUUUCGUUGAUUCUUUUAAUUCCGUAUCCCCCACUUUGGGUAACCUAGCAACUUAUGCCGUUAGUGAAGGCGAAAUUGUCGAGCUUUUCAUUAGAAGACAGUUGCCCAUCACUAUAUAUAUAGUGUUCUUGAGUGUUCUUGUUGUUUGCUUUCUCUUUCUUGUGAUAGAUUGUUUAAGUGAUGAAGCUCAGACUUGCACGCAAAGUGGCACGAUGAGUGGAGAAAACCCUCCUCCUGGAGAAUGCAACCAGGAAAAUAACUCCAACUGCUGUAAAGAAGGUGAAACGUACCCUACUUACGACUAUUCACCUCCCGUUUCAGGAUCUACAAAUGCAAAGUUGACACUGAACGGCUUUGGGAAAAAUCAAGAUGGUGGUCACGAAUCAAAAUGUGACGAGGAGUACCAUACCAAGGAUGAGCUUGUGGUGGCACUUUCAACAGGAUGGUUCGAUAAAAAGGCUCGUUGCUUAACGUAUAUUAACAUCAAUGGUAAUGAAAACAGCGUUAAGGCCAAGGUUGUUGAUGAAUGUGACUCAACAAUGGGAUGUGAUGAACAACAUGCUUACCAGCCUCCAUGCGACUGCAAUAUAGUGGAUGCCUCGGAGGCUGUUUGGAAAGCGUUGGGUGUUCCAGAAGAUAACUGGGGUGGAUUAGAUAUCACUUGGUCUGAUGCUUGAUGCGCAACAUACAUAGGAUUAUGAAUUAUAUGUAAUAGUUGAAGUACUCUGUUGUGUUUGUUACGUUCGCUAAUAAAUUUUAAUGUAUUAAUAUACAAUAUGUUAUGCUAUUUUCUAUCAAUUAUUACGUAAUUGCAUCUUCUUCCUAUUUA